This is a messenger RNA of Entamoeba invadens IP1, 1800 nucleotides long. RefSeq names its product coiled-coil domain containing protein, putative. The transcript has a single exon. NCBI's taxonomy places the organism in Eukaryota, Evosea, Mastigamoebida, Endamoebidae. The record is from RefSeq and is a predicted model, not a curated record. The coding region runs from base 1 to 1800 and encodes 599 amino acids.
AUGGCAGUGAAUGCAGUUGUAAGCACCAACGGCACGAAUGGUACACAAGGAACUCAAAAUUCAACUGUGGGAACUCAAAAAUCAGUGCUUGAGCAAAACGAAACCGCGAGUUUAAUCAAAGAAAUUGCGGACGCCGAGAUUGAGAGUGAGAAAAUAAAAAAACAGAAAAGAUUGGCCGAGAUUGCGCUUAACAAGGCGACGGAAACCCUUGCCAAAAAUCAUAAGGCGUCAAUCACUCAGAUUGAAAAAAUGUCGGAACGAUUGGAAACUAAAGCCCGGCUGGCCGGGAAGCUUUCGAGUGCAAAAAUCAAAAAUGUGCUUGCCAACGCGUCGCUGGCUGAGAUGGUCAACCAACUUACUGCUGACAAAAACGCGACCGCUCAGGACAUGGAGCUCAUUGAGUACAACAGAAAAAUUGCGUUGAGGGACAAGAUCGAUGAAAUAAAGAGGAAGAAAGCAAUUGCCGAACUCAAAAAGUCACUUGCGGAAAAGAGAAGAAAGGUUGAGGCCGACACCAUCAAACAACAAAUCGAAGAGGAGAAAGCGCUGAAGAAGGCUCGGCUUGAGUUGGUUCAAAAGUUCGACAAGGAAAGAAAGGAGAGAAAAGACUCACUCGUCAAUAAAGAGGUUGAGAUGAGAAAGCUUCAACAACUUGAGUUGGAAAAAUUCAAUAAGGAACUUGAGGUCGAGAGAAAGAUGAAGUUUUUGACCAUAGAGUCGACACAGAGAGAACUGUUUAAUAUGAGAAAAGCAGAGGAGAUCAAGAGGGAAAUUGUCAAGCAAGGCAUCCAAUAUAACAAGCUUCUCCAAGAAGAAAACUUGAAGAAAGCUGAACAAAAGGCAAGAAUGAUUGAAGACUUGAAAGAUAAGGCGGUUACUUUGAUGUUGCAGAAGGAAGAUUUUAUGAGAAAGAGAAAAAUCGAGUCGGCAGAGUUAAAAAGCGAGGUGAUGACAGCGAAGAGAGAAGUCGCAGAGGCAGAAAAAUUAGCGAAAAAGGCAAUUAGAAGCAGAAGGAUCCGUAGAGUUGCACUGAGAAACGCACAGAUCAAGGCGAGACGAACACAAAUUAGAUAUUUGAAGAUCAAGGCGCUCAAGGAUGUGUUGUCGAAAAAGUUACUUGCAGAACAGACAAUCUAUAAGAAGAAAUUGGACGAGCAAACAAAAAUUAAGGCGCUUGACUGCAAAGCCAGAGAUUUGCUUAAACGACUUAAAACCGUUGCAAAAGUUUACGACGAGAAGAGUGCCGAAACUUUGAAAAAGAUCAGAGCUGAAAAGAAAGCCCUUUUGAUUAGAAAAAUGUUACAAGAAAAAGCCGACGAGAUAAAUGAGAAGAGAACAUUGAUCAACUCGUUCAAGUUAAAAAUCCACAAAUUGGAAGAGGAGGAAAUGCAGAAACAGAUGCAACUGAGUGGUGUUGAGAAAGAUAUUUUGAAUCAAAAGACGUUAGCCAAAAUUAUGGUUAUGAAGAGAAUAAGAGAGAGGAGCAGACAAAAGAGAAUCAACGAACUCAAGGCUAAGUUGAACAAGAUGUUCUUGACAAAGCGCGAGCUUCUUUGGAAGAAGAGGUGCAUCAGAUUCAGAAAGGUAGCGAACAAGAAGAUGGACGAGGAGGCGCGAAAGAGAAAGAUCGCGCGUAUUAUUUGUGGGAAAAAGGUCAACCGCAACAAGUUGACAAAAUGUUACGAUUUCAUUCAUAACAAAUAUCACAACAUGAUUCACAAGCCCGGCAAGCCCGGAUUCAGCUGCCCAUUUGCUGGUAAAUAUGGAAUCACAAAGUGCCAACCAAUUGAAUUGCCGUAA